GGGGAGGGCGGGGAAGGCUUCGCCGGGCGCGCACGGCGCGGGCUGUCAGCGGCGCGGGGCUGCAGGUAGGUGACGGGCGGGGGGGCGGUUGCCAUGGAUACGCGCCGCGCCCCCCUCCCCGCUCCCAUCGGCGUCACCGGGCCCCGCUCCCCGCGGUUCUCCCCCCGCCGCGCUCCCGGCCCCCUUUCGUCUCCUUCGGAUCCCGCUGAGCCGCGUCCCGGCGGGGUGCGGGGCGGCCCCGGGAGCGGCCUCCGCGGUAGGAGCUCGGAACGCGCGCGGUCCGAAAGCGAACGCAGCGCCUUCGUCACGGGACGCGCUCCUCCCGCACGCCGCUCCGCACUCGGGGCCGUCCCAGCGCCGCGCUGCGGCCUGCGGGGAGCGGGGGGGGGGGGAAGGGGGGGGAACGCGGGCACCCAGCGGGCUCCGGAGCCCCGACCCGCGGCCCGGCACCGCCCGGACUGCUGCGUGGUGCCGAGAGGAGCGGCGGGUGCUGUCAGAGCAUGACGGUGCAGUCUGCGGGCUCAGCCGGCCGGGUGCUGCUGGGCGGUUGUUUGUAGGCGCAGGUUGCGAACGGAGCGCUGCGAGGAUCGGUUGGUAGCGCUCGUUUGAGGUCUCAGCGAGCUGGCUUUUUUUGUUUGUUUGUUUUUCAGCCCUGCCUUCCCAAGGGCUCUUUUGUUGCUUUCUGAUAAAAAUCAGCGAGAAAAUCGGAAUUGGAGGUGUUUUUUUCCCUUCCUGGAGUUGCCCUGUGAACGUCUCAGCGUGUGUCUGUCCGCAGCUCCCCUUCCCCCGCUGUGUUUGGGUCAGGGAUAUCCCCGUCCUGCUCCAAACCAAGGGCAGUUUUACCUGACCUGCAGCUUUGUUGGCCGUGGCAGCACACCCUGAGCCCACAGCUGUGGAGUUUGGGUCUGAUUAAAGGGGCAAAGGCUGAAAAGAACGUCGUGAACUGCUGCCCGUUCCGCUCCGAGUCCUCUGUGGGAGACCUCACUCUGUCUGAGUGCCCAUCACUACCACCCCGUGUGUGCACAAUGGGCACAGACGUGUUGUGCUGUAGUCCUGCAGCUCAACGAGGCCGAAGCAGGUCCGUGUUGGGAUAGGAGAGGUUUCCUGCUGUAGGACGUAGUGCUGUUUGCUUGCUGAGUGCUACUCUUCCACUGCUGAAUCAGUGCUGAGCUGACGGCGUCUUCUCGUUCUGUAGAGGUUCCAGCUUCAAACAGGGUACGAAAGCAAAGUUGUUCUGGGGCAUGAUGGAGCUUUUGGCAUUUUACCACAGAGUAGGAGAGUGUCCUGGCCAAAUUCCAACCUGGGUAAUUACAUUCUGCUGACUGAAAAUGAGCAGCGGCGAUUGCUGCCUUUCACUGCCGGGCGAAGCACACAUAGGCUUGAAUUUGUGAAGCAACGACGGGUAAAGCAGAACAACUCGGGCUUACAGAAACACCACUGCAACUCUCACAGCUUGUUCCUGAAGGCCUUGUGAGGCUCGUCAGGCUGCUGUUGCAUUCCUGCCCAUGCCAGCAGCCCAGCUGCUGGGGCACCGCCUGCAGUGGCUGUAAGGCGUUGCAGGACGGCCUUCAGAGCAGCGGUGCUCUUUGCGUCACACCUCCACACUCCCACACAUGAAGCGAGGAAGCAAACAGAACAGGAGAAAAAGCAGUAAUAAACCAAUGUCCCGGUCCUAAAUUGCUGUGGCAGCGCUGCUGGGGCUGACCUGUGGUUGGCAUUCUGCUUUCAGAAAGGCUGAGCGAGCCUUUGGUUCCGAAAGGUAGAGAACCACAGUGCAUGGCGUAGAAGGCAACAUGGAGGUGUGUUUCCUGUUCUGUCUGUAUAACCGUAUUUUUCUCUCCCUGACCUUCCCUGCUUUAUUUUGUACCCAGAUGUUCUUCCCUCUGUCUGAAACAUGCCUUGUAACUCCACACGCUUUCGGAAGAUCACUGUGUUUCGCUGGGAUAGGAAUGUUGCAUCUGCUUCAUAGCAGGAAGAUGUUACGUGUAUUGCAGCUUAAUUCUGUUCUACUUUAAACCUAGAUAAAGAAUGAAGACUGUCCGUACCAUUUUGAUUACCUCUCCUAGGGUUCAAAGAGAGAAUCACUUUCCCAGACCUCCACUUGCUAAUGGCUCAGCUUGAUCUAAGCGGUGUACAGACAAACCUGCUGAUAAACCAAAACCCUUUUGGGAAGAGCCACCUCAAUGUCCCCAAUCCCAUUCCUCCCGCUGGUGCCGUUGGCUCUUGGUAAGCACCUGAAGUCUGAACCACAUGGAGCGAUGGGAGCUGCUCAUGAGAAGACCGUGUGAGUGUGGACCACCACGCUGCUGUGCCCACAGGGGAUGAGGGGAAGGACCCCGCACCAUGACAGCUCCGCGAGUUCCCAGUGUGAGAGUCCAGCACAUGGAGUCUCACGCUUUGUCUCCAGAUUGAUCUCCGUUCUCCUUAAGCUAAUUUCACCUGUUGUCACAAGUUUUGCUUUUGGGAUUUAGACCGUCGGUAACCACAGAACUCCUGCCUCUGUCACGUCCUCUUUUUUUUUUCUUGGCCACCCCCCCUCCACCCCCCCCAUCAUUUUACACGAAGACUGUUAGUAGGACUGUUAGCGGAAUAAGCAAAGCCAAUCUUCACAGGGUUUAACCGUGCACCUAUAGCACCUUUUGGCCCAGAAUGCCUUACAAACACCGCUCGGCACACGCCUCCCACUGUACAACCUGCCCAGAGACCUCCUUCCACCCGGCCGCCACCUUAACAUCCCAGAGCCACUUCUAGGGACGUUUCGGCGCGUAGCAUCUCCCACCGUAGGCCGGCCGCCCCCCGAGGUGCCUUUCAGGUCCCGGAGCUCUCCCCACGGAUGUCCUGGGAGCGAAGGAGCCCCGCGUGCUGAUGCCUCACGCCUGCCGGAGCGCGGAGGAGUGACAGGGGAUGGCAGAAGGAGGGCACGCCGGCGCUCCCCCCGUGCGGCUGUGGGUGCGACGCGUAGGUGUGUACUGCGAUGAGCACCGCAAAACGUGGCUCGUGGCUGCGGAAGAGGAGGAAGGUAUGCUGAGGGCUCGGAUCCAAAGAGUUCAGGUUCCCCUGGGUGAGGCGCUGCGACCCAGCCAGCUCCCCCCAUCCCGGCUGCCUCACAUGUGGCAGCUGUCCCAGGGUGAGCAGUACAGGGAUAGUAACUCUCGCGUUUGGGAGAUAGAGCACCAUCUCAUGCUCGGUGGUGUUGAAGAACUGCUGCUUAAACUCGUGCCUGGUGAUUAAUCUGGAGCAGUGGCUCUAGGAAGAUGUCCUUGUAUGUUUUGUACAAUAAAUGAUUCUCUCUCCACUGAAAUGCGGCCACCCCUGAGGUGGAAGCG
Molecule: messenger RNA, 3326 nt
Organism: Gallus gallus (chicken)
Lineage: Eukaryota; Metazoa; Chordata; Aves; Galliformes; Phasianidae
Gene: MTCP1
Product: mature T cell proliferation 1
Exons: 4
Coding region: 2905-3231 (108 amino acids)
Molecular function (GO): protein serine/threonine kinase activator activity
Source: RefSeq, a predicted model, not a curated record